CCCGGCGCCCAAGGAUGACGUAUUCUUCCAGCGCCAGGCGGUGAGGAAGUGUUGACCCACAGAAGCAGUUGGAAGGCGCCUGGCGGAGCCCAGCAGGUGUUACGUUCAAACGGUUUCCUGGCUGGUAUUUUCUUAUUCUGGGUUUGUCUUCCACUUGGGCAAGAACUAUGUCAUGGAUCAAGGAAGGAGAGUUGUCACUGUGGGAGCGGUUCUGUGCCAAUAUUAUAAAGGCAGGCCCAAUACCCAAACACAUUGCAUUUAUCAUGGAUGGGAACCGUCGCUAUGCCAAGAAGUGCCAAGUGGAGCGGCAGGAGGGCCACUCACAGGGCUUCAACAAGCUGGCUGAGACUCUGCACUGGUGUCUGAACCUGGGCAUCCGGGAGGUGACGGUCUACGCGUUCAGCAUUGAGAACUUCAAACGGUCCAAGAGUGAAGUAGAAGGGCUAAUGGAUAUGGCCCGGCAGAAGUUCAGCCGCUUGCUGGAGGAACAGGAGAAACUGCAGAAGCAUGGGGUAUGUAUCCGGGUCCUAGGUGAUCUGCAUUUGUUACCCUUGGAUCUCCAGGAGCUAAUGGCACAAGCUGUGCAGGCCACUAAGAACUACAACAAGUGUUUCCUGAAUGUCUGCUUUGCAUACACGUCCCGUCACGAGAUCAGUAAUGCUGUGAGAGAGAUGGCCUGGGGAGUGGAGCAAGGCCUGCUGGAUCCCAGCGAUGUCUCUGAGUCUCUGCUUGACAAGUGCCUGUAUACCUACCACUCUCCUAAUCCCGACAUCUUGAUACGGACAUCUGGGGAAGUGAGGCUCAGCGACUUCCUGCUUUGGCAGACCUCUCACUCCUGCCUGGUGUUCCAGCCCAUUCUGUGGCCAGAAUACAUGUUUUGGAACCUCUGUGAGGCCAUCCUGCAGUUCCAGAUGAACCAUAGCAUGCUUCAGCAGAAGGCCCGAGACAUGUAUGCAGAGGAGCGGAAGAGGCAGCAGCUGGAGAGGGACCAGGCUGCAGUGACAGAGCAGCUGUUGCAAGAGGGGCUCCAGGCCAGCGGGGACACCCAGCUCCGACGGACACGCUUGCACAAACUUUCAGCCACACGAGAAGAACGAGUCCAAGGCUUCCUGCAGGCCUUGGAACUCAAGCGGGCUGACUGGCUGGCACGUCUGGGCACUGCAUCAGCCUGAGAUGGCUGGCCUCCAGCCACUUUGCCCUGCCCUGUGCCUCCAGGGCCCCACUCCCUUUUCUUUUCUUGGUGAAGGGUACCUCCCUCCUGAUGAAUUGUGUUCCCUUUGCUUGGCAGGGAGCCCCAGAGGCCAGUUUAUGCAGGCCAUAGAUAACUUUGGGUUGCCUGGGACUGUAGCCCCUGGGGAGGGUUAAGGGUAAGUCUCUCACAAGUACACUAAACCCAACUCUGGUUACCAAUAGGUUUGGAGAGCAGGGGACCCCAGCUCUUCUGCUGUCUGCUCUUGCCACCUCUGCCACCUCUACCUGUGCUCCUAAAUGCACUUUCUUUUCCAUGAGCACAUUCUUCAACACAGAAUAGUGGAGAAGAGGUCUCCCCCAAACCCUCACCCUUUACCAUCCAUCUUAGCCUUCCACCCGACUUUCACAAAAGAUUUGGCUCCACCUCGAAUCUGCUGGUAAAUAGCUAAUAGGCAGCCAGCGUCAUUUGGGCAAGGAAGGGAGAGACAGAAAAUUUGCCCAUCUGCUGCUCCUCCUCCUCGGCUCUCCACCUGGGAUUUGCUAUUGAAUCUCUACCCCCUCCCACCACGCAGUGCUGAUUGCUCACUGAAAGGCUCAGCGCCCCCAAUGGCGCGCAGAAGCCAGGCGGGUGAUUACAAUCCAAUUACCUAUUGUCGACUCAGCCCACACAAGCUUUCCUCCUUCUCUUGCAGGGCAUUGGGCCAGGCUCCACUCCCCAGUGAGACCAGCCCCCUCUAUGACUCCAGAGUAACAGAAGGGCCUAUAGGCCCUGGUAAAUCUAGUCGAGCACAGGCCUCCUCUACUAGAACACAUCAGGACCAAGAGCACAGUAACAGGCACUUCCCAACUGACUGCCUCCUGUCCUCACCAUCUCAGACUCCUCAAUCUUUGAGACUUCUCUCAGCUUUUUGACCUGGCCUCCUAAGUAGGCCCUGAGAUGAUUUAUUCUAAGCAUGGCAGAGUCUCAGCUUGUGAGGGCCAAGGCUGCCCAGCAGAGAGAAGAGGGUCAAGGCCUCUGUCCUUCUCCUUACCUCCCUGCCAGGCCUCACUGCAGAGCUGCUGAGAGGAUUAGUGCCUUUGAACUGUCUGCCUGAAGAACUCUCUGCUUCAGGUGCCCCAGAGCAGCAAGAACAGCCAGUAAUACCAACCAAUGUCUAUGCUGUUUAGUCUUCCUAUUUUACUUUUUGCAAACUUUCUAGCACGUCCCUCUAGGGGAAGGUGGGGUCUCAAAAGCAGUGCUAAGAGUAUACUCUUUAACAACCUCACUUUCCUAUAGUCUCCUCCCUACCUUCCUAUGCCUAGAUAUCUGGCACAAGAGACCCGUUAGCCAUGAUCCCUGCUCCUGUAAUCAAGCUUAAAGGCCAGACACUGCGACUGAGGAGCCAAUCGAUGUACCCUUCAGCAAGCCCCCCACACACACCUGGCACAGGGUUCCCAGAGAGCAGGUGCUGUACAUUUUCCAGCUUUACAAUGGGGCUAGUUGACAGCCUUAAUUAGGGAGGCAUGAGUUAUGGGGCUAUAAUGCAGAGCCCUACAAUUAAGGCAGGAAUGAGGGGCAGGAGGCAGCAAACGGAAUCUACCCUGUGUGAGCAUGGUUGAGUCCUGUCUCUGUUCUCGGUUUUCCCUAAUAUGAUUGAGGGACAGCAGGGUGAUUAAUGGGGCUGGUGUCUCUGGCAUGAGGUCCUAUAUUGUGGGAAAGGGGUGGAGUAAGGAGGGGCUGCUCCAGGAGCACUGUAGGGAUGGAAAGAAGCUGCUGAGGAGCCACUGCUGCCCAGGAGCAAGGACCGCAACUAGUUGAUUUGAACAACUUGUGGUUGCUUUCUACUGGUAUGAUUUGUACAAACCAGUUUCAACCCUUGCCUGAAUAAACUAGAUGGGACCUAUUUAAAUGUCCUCCCACCUGUGAA
Messenger RNA from Pteropus alecto (black flying fox), 3098 nucleotides. It is a transcript of the gene DHDDS, whose product is annotated as dehydrodolichyl diphosphate synthase subunit. Gene Ontology annotation, cellular component: endoplasmic reticulum; dehydrodolichyl diphosphate synthase complex. The record is from RefSeq and is a predicted model, not a curated record. The transcript has 9 exons. Gene Ontology annotation, molecular function: ditrans,polycis-polyprenyl diphosphate synthase [(2E,6E)-farnesyl diphosphate specific] activity. NCBI's taxonomy places the organism in Eukaryota, Metazoa, Chordata, Mammalia, Chiroptera, Pteropodidae. Bases 168 to 1172 code for a protein of 334 amino acids. Gene Ontology annotation, biological process: polyprenol biosynthetic process.